AUGGACCCAGAAUCUAGUAAGAAUCAAAAUAUCCAGAAAGAAAAGGACAAGAUCAGGAGGUUUGGGAUACAAAAAAGAGGUAUGACUUGCAGAUUAUGCAACCUCUCAAUGCCCUUCCAUGGAUGUCUUUUGGAUUUGGGAACCUGCAGAACAAAACCUGGUCAGUAUUGCAUGAAACAGACUCACCUAAGAGGUGGAAUUCAGUGGUAUUCCAUUUUGGGCUGCACAGAGACCCAUGAUGACUGCUUCAAGAAAAAGACAACGUCUUCUGGAAUGCGUGUUACUUACUGCUGCCAUCGCACCCUGUGCAAUUUCUGA
Molecule: messenger RNA, 318 nt
Organism: Leptonychotes weddellii (Weddell seal)
Lineage: Eukaryota; Metazoa; Chordata; Mammalia; Carnivora; Phocidae
Gene: C14H9orf57
Product: chromosome 14 C9orf57 homolog
Source: RefSeq, a predicted model, not a curated record